Molecule: messenger RNA, 357 nt
Organism: Mucor velutinosus
Lineage: Eukaryota; Fungi; Mucoromycota; Mucoromycetes; Mucorales; Mucoraceae
Product: Serine/threonine-protein phosphatase
Exons: 4
Coding region: 1-357 (118 amino acids)
Source: RefSeq, a predicted model, not a curated record
AUGACUAGUUUGAUCAACGCUGACACUCGCAUCAAAGUGAGCUCUGUACUCAACAGAGAUACUACCAACUAUGGCAAACAAAAUUUGAUCGAUGGUCAAGUAGAGACAUGCUGGAAUUCAGAGCAGGGCCUUCCACAAAACAUACUACUUGAUUUUCCUUCAGCAGUAUCAGUAAACAGCAUUAUAUUCCAAUUUCAAGGUGGAUUUGUCGGCAAAAAAUGUGUGGUCGUAGGCAGCACAGUAGACGCACCCAACGACUACAGCAUUGAGAUUGACACGUUCUAUCCCGAAGACAUCAACCCUACUCAAACUUUCAAUUUCGAAGCAACUCCAGCAUUGAAAAGAUGUAUAAAUUAG